Molecule: messenger RNA, 1350 nt
Organism: Mangifera indica (mango)
Lineage: Eukaryota; Viridiplantae; Streptophyta; Magnoliopsida; Sapindales; Anacardiaceae
Product: inositol-tetrakisphosphate 1-kinase 1-like
Exons: 1
Coding region: 94-1056 (320 amino acids)
Biological process (GO): inositol trisphosphate metabolic process
Cellular component (GO): cytoplasm
Molecular function (GO): inositol-1,3,4-trisphosphate 5-kinase activity; magnesium ion binding; ATP binding
Source: RefSeq, a predicted model, not a curated record
AUCUUAGUGUUGCCACGUACACUCUCGCCGGUACCCUUCAUUUCACUAAUUUCUAGUGCAAAAUUUCCCUCUGUCUUCUCAGCUCCCAAACAGAUGCAAGAUAUGUCGAACCAAUCUCAAACUCAACGCUACAGCAUCGGCUACGCCUUCACUCCCAAAAAAGAGAAAAGCUUUAUCCAAACAUCUCUCCCCGCCCGCGCAACUCAACGUGGCAUCGACUUAAUCCGCAUAGAUCCAAACAAACCUUUGAUCGAACAAGGACCGUUCGAUUGUAUCAUCCACAAAAUCUACGGGGCUGAUUGGUCUCACCAACUGCAACACUUCUCUUCCCAAAACCCUAACAUUCCAAUAAUUGAUUCACCUUACUCAAUUUCAAGACUCAACAACAGAGUCUCUAUGCUCGAUGUCGUCUCUCAAUUGAGAAUCAAUUUCGAAAAGGAUAUGUCAUUUGGAUUUGGAGUUCCCAAACAGCUUGUCGUUUCCGAUACAGAAAUGUUUGCACCGGAAUUAGACUUUCCGGUAAUCGCGAAGCCAUUAGUUGCAGACGGAAGCACCAAAUCACACGAAAUUUGUCUGAUUUUCGACAAGGAAGGGCUUGAGGAAUUGAAGACGAGGCCCGUUGUAUUGCAAGAGUUUGUGAAUCAUGGCGGGGUUGUGUUCAAAGUGUAUGUUGUGGGCUCACAUGUAGUAUGUGUGAAGAGAAAAUCGUUGCCCGAUAUUUCGGCUGAGAGAAUGAAAUCUUUGAAGGGUUGUUUACCGUUUUCGCAGAUAUCGAAUAAUAAGGAAAAGGGUGAGGAUGAUUGUUGUUGUGUUGAAAUGCCGUCAGAGAAUUUUGUGGUGGAAUUGGGUAAGGGAUUGAGAGAAGCAAUGGGUUUGAAUCUUUUUAACUUUGAUUUGAUUAGGGAUGGUAGAGAUUGUAAUACGUUUCUUGUUAUUGAUAUUAAUUACUUUCCCGGGUACGAGAAAAUGCCUGAUUUCGAGUCCGUUUUGACGGAUUUUUUGUUGGAAGUUGUGAAGAAGAAGAACGUAGAGGUGGUUAAGAGUAGAAAUGAAUGAAUUGAAUGGUGGUUUCUGUUUCUGAUUGCAUUUCCUUGUUGAAUUUUGUAAUUAAAAAUAGAAUGAAAAUAAAAUCCUGAGGCCCGAGGAAUGGAGCCACCACGGGCUGAACUGGGGUUCAUCCCCAUUGACGUUGGAAAAUUUGGUUGUCCCCCUCAUAUUUUGCUUUUGUCACAAAUCCCUUGUCUUCUCUUUUCAAUGAAAGUAGCUGAUUCUUCUAUGUUCUGAUUUUUUUGCUUUAUGAUUGGAAAGAGACUAUAUCAAUAAAGAUAGCCACUGUACUUAAAAGACUGG